GUGGCCAAUGGGGUGUGAUAAUUAGAAGUAGGGCUUUUUUUCCUAGGGAAACGGUAGAGGUCACCACUUUUGUAUAUCAUCGGAUACGGAAAUACUUGAAGUUUUGUUUGACCACAGUUUUAGUCAGUUUAAUUAACAUUUCAAAUCUUUAAACAUGGAUGAGCUUAUUCAAAUAAAAGUUGAUUUAAUUGAAUUUUACUUCGUAAAUAGUAAAAAUGUUAGUGCUGCUAUACGCAAAAUACACACAAAAUAUGGAAAAGAUCUGCCAGUUUCAGACAUAACCCUCAGAAGAUACGUUGAAAAAUUCACCACGACUGCUUCCUUUGAUGACAAACGUUAUGACCAACCAGGACCAAGUUAUACCGUCACAACACCCGAAAAUCUGGAAAUUGUUGAAAAACACUUCCAAGAAAAUCCUAAGGAUUCUCUUCGAAGAGCCGGUCAAAAAUUAGGCAUUCCACGUGAAACACUAAGGGUUAUGCUGCGUAGGUUUCUAAAAAUGUUCCCUUAUAAAAUUAGUGUUGGACAAAAACUGACUCCUGCUGCAAUGGAAAAACGGACUGCUUUUUCUUCGCAAGUUUACCAAAUGAUUGAAACCUCUCAAUUUAAUCAUGAAGAUAUCAUUUUCAGUGAUGAGGCGCAUUUCCAUCUUGAUGGAUAUGUCAAUAAACAGAAUUUCCGUUUCUGGGGUUCGGAGCGUCCUGAGUAUUUUCAAUCGAAAUCUGCGCACCCGAUUCGCUUGACAGCGUGGGCAGCGAUAACCCGGCACAAGAUUUUCAUAACAUUCUUCAGGAAUACAGUCACUGGGGACUCUUAUAAUACACUGCUAAAAAGGUCAUUUUUCCCAUGGUGUGGCAAAAACCAAGUUUCGACCUCAAGCUGGUUUAUGCAGGAUGGUGCGACACCCCAUCGAACCAAGGAAGUCUUUGAGACACUUCAUAACAAGUUUGGUACCCAUGUCAUCGGAUUAGGAUAUCCCAAAUUUUGCAACGGAGGUAUGGAAUGGCCGCCCUAUAGCCCAGACCUAAACCCUUGUGACUUCUUCCUAUGGGGUUUUUUGAAAGAUGGGGUAUACAAGGAUUCUCCAAAAACCAUAACUGACCUAGAAAAGGCCAUUAAAAACCGACUUUCUGAGGUCACUGAAACGAUGCUGGAGAAUGUAUAUGACUCCUUUGCUAGACGGCUAGAAGCUUGUGCCAACACCAAUGGCGAUCACUUUGAGCAUAUUUAUGCGUAACUUCAAGUAUUUCUCUACAUUUUAAUAUGUAAUACUCUAGCUUUUUCUUUCUAUUUUGAAAAAUAAAGGACCUUUUAUAAUUAUCAAA
Molecule: messenger RNA, 1325 nt
Organism: Tetranychus urticae (two-spotted spider mite)
Lineage: Eukaryota; Metazoa; Arthropoda; Arachnida; Trombidiformes; Tetranychidae
Source: RefSeq, a predicted model, not a curated record